Molecule: messenger RNA, 806 nt
Organism: Durusdinium trenchii
Lineage: Eukaryota; Dinophyceae; Suessiales; Symbiodiniaceae
Source: the annotation of a GenBank genome assembly
UCCACAUCGUACGACGAGCUUAGAGAGCAGAUUGUGAGGUAUGACCAGUCGACCAUUCGCUGGAACAACAGUAUGGCUUUGGGUUCUGAGCUACCUAGUGGACAAGUCAUCGAUACUUCAGGGCCCAUGGAUGUUGACCGAAGCAGCAAAGGGAAAGACAAAGGUAAGCAGAAAGGUAAAGGCAAAAGCAAGGACAAAGGCAAAGGCAAGAACAACCAUGCCUACCAGCACCAGAACCCGAAAGGCAAAGGCAAAGGUCAGACUUCGACCUCGAGCUAUUCUCAACAGAGUGGCAAACCAUUUGGCAAAGGCAAAGGCAAGAGCAAAGACAAAGGUGGAGGUAAGUCUCAGCAACGUCAAGACACCUGCAACAUUUGCGGCCGAUUUGGCCAUUAUGCUCGUGAUUGCUGGAACAGAGACAAGGUUCGACGAGUUGAUGAUCAAGGAAAUGAUUUCACAACAGCUACAUCCACAGACGCACACAUUGAGCCUGCCACAUCACAACGUGUGAACCGCGUGGAGCACAGCAACAACAUCAAUGACAUCUCGAUUGAGCGCACCAGUACAGCUGCACCUUCUGACUUUUUGACCUGUCGUUUGACUCCUUUGAAGAAAUGUCCAAUGUUCGUGCAGUUUUUCAAGAGAGUGAUGAUUUGGCUUCAUGUUCGACCACUUUAGAUGCAUCCUUGUCAGGUGAUUUCGACCACUUCUUCUAUGCAGAUGCCGUGCAGUGAGCCUGGAACUGAAUGGUACGCCCUUUCUUCACUUCAAUGUUUGGAUGAUGAAGAUCAUUGCGAGAAACUGUC